This is a messenger RNA of Pediculus humanus corporis (human body louse), 1098 nucleotides long. RefSeq names its product syntaxin-5, putative. Gene Ontology annotation, molecular function: SNARE binding; SNAP receptor activity. Bases 1 to 1098 code for a protein of 365 amino acids. Gene Ontology annotation, cellular component: SNARE complex; endomembrane system; Golgi membrane. The record is from RefSeq and is a predicted model, not a curated record. Gene Ontology annotation, biological process: vesicle fusion; endoplasmic reticulum to Golgi vesicle-mediated transport; intracellular protein transport. NCBI's taxonomy places the organism in Eukaryota, Metazoa, Arthropoda, Insecta, Psocodea, Pediculidae. The transcript has 4 exons.
AUGUCUGCAAGAAGGCGUCGUAUAGGAUUAGAAUCAGAGCAGAGUUUUAUCAGUGUUCCUACCGACGUCUAUGGCAGAAAUGAAACUGAAAUAAAUUAUUCUGAUUCACCUUUUUUCGGAACUUUUUCAGACAAUAGUUUCCCUUUUGAAACCGAUUUAAUUAUGGCUGCAAGGGAUAGGACUAAAGAGUUUUCAAGUACAAUCCAGAAUUUACAGUCUAGACAAAUCGCUAAAGCAUUAAAUAUAAGAGAAUCAAAAAAAUCUGUGUAUGUACAAAGUCAUGCACAGUUUAUGACGAUUGCUAGAGCUAUUGGUAAAAAUGUAGCUAACACAUAUUCCAAACUUGAAAAAUUAACAUUAUUGGCAAAACAAAAAUCACUGUUUGAAGACAGAACUGUAGAAAUACAAGAACUCACUUUUAUUAUUAAAGAAGAUUUAAAUAGUUUAAAUCAACAAAUUGCAGAAUUGCAAGAAAUUGCAAGAAACCAAAAAAAAAAUAAACAUGUUGAAAAAGAGCAUUUAAUUUCUCAUUCCUCAAGUGUUCUUCUGGCAUUACAAUCUAAAUUAGCUACUAUGUCAACGGAAUUCAAACAAGUUUUAGAAGUCAGAACUGAGAACUUGAAACAUCAAAAAAGUAGAAGAGAUCAUUUUUCUGACAGUAAUAUGCCCACAUCUAUAUCACAAUCUUCUGGGAGAAAUGAAAAUCAAGGGUCUCUUCUUUUACAAGAAGAACAACUCAACAUAAAUUUAAAUCAAGAUAAUAAUGGAAAUUUACCAAUUUUUCAAGCUCAAACACAACUAAAUUAUGACCAGACGAAUUCGUAUUUGAAAAAUCGUGCUGAGACAAUGCAAAAUAUUGAAUCAACAAUUGUAGAAUUAGGGGGAAUUUACCAACAGUUGGCUCAUAUGGUUCAAGAGCAGGAAGAAAUGGUGGAUAGAAUAGAUAGUAAUUUAGAAUCAGCAACAUUAAAUGUUGAAGCUGCUCAUAAUGAAAUUUUAAAAUAUUUUCAAUCAGUUACAUCUAAUAGGUGGCUUAUGAUUAAGGUUUUCGGAGUUCUAAUUUUAUGUUUUAUUUUCUUUGUUAUUUUUAUGGUUUAA